Molecule: messenger RNA, 1212 nt
Organism: Sporothrix brasiliensis 5110
Lineage: Eukaryota; Fungi; Ascomycota; Sordariomycetes; Ophiostomatales; Ophiostomataceae
Exons: 1
Coding region: 1-1212 (403 amino acids)
Source: RefSeq, a predicted model, not a curated record
AUGGCGCGCAAACUGCCAUGGGCACGACAAGGCGCAAGUGGCCAGAUAAGGCAACGGCCACGGCCACCACGGUCUGCACAUCGCCGGUCCUUUUCGCCUAGUGCAUCGAGUCGCUUAGGACGUCGCAAGGACGACAAUGACGACGACGACGACAACAGCGGCGACAGCCACAACGAAGGCAACACCCGCCGUGCGCCCAAGAUAGCCAAGUCCUCGUCUUCAAAGGGAAGCGCACAUGCGUCUCAAAACCAACAAACAGUCCGCACACCGUCCACAUCGCCACCACCGGCACCGCCCCCAGAAAGCUUCAUGGUCGACGGCAUGGACCACGACGACCGCUACCGCAUGGUCGAGGACGAGCUGCUCGCCGUCGCCCAGACGUUCACGGCCCACCUCCACGCCGCCGCCUACCAGCGACUCAAGCGGCGGGCCCAGCAGGCCAAGGGCCCGGUAGCCGCAGCGUCUCGCUCGCUCGCCCGGCCGACGGUCACGACUGGCGUCUCGGCAGCGGCACGGGAUCGCGUGGCACGGCGCACGGCGGCGGCCAAGCAGCGAGCCAAGAAGGCAGCGGCUGUGCGUGCCGUCGGGUUGGUCCACGAUGCCGGCGAUGGCGAUGACAACCACGAAGACGACAAGGAUAACACACCCUGGGCGGGCACGGCACUGCACGAUCUGAUGGAGAGCGACCCACGCAAGGGCCGACCAUCGCUGGUGUCGCUGGCAUCUGUUGCGGGGAACCGACCGUCGGCCGUUGUGCUAGGCAGCCGUGUUGGAGGUGGGGAAGUCGACGACGACGAUGACGACGACGACGACCUGGAUGGACCGCCUGUGAAGCAGAAGACGACCGCCCGGCCACUCACAUCGUCACCAUACGUCCCUCCACGCUCACCGCGACACCCAGUGGCCACCACACCUGGCCAAAAUCGAAUAGCAGCCGCCCGAGACGGCCCACCCGACAAGAGGUCCGUCUCGUUUGCGCCAGAUGUCCAAGCGCGGGAUGUACAGGCCAGGCAUGAGACGGAGGGUGAUGACGAAGAUGAGGAAGACGACGACCCUGCCGACCUCGACGAUGCAGGUGACUUGAUGCAGACGUUACGAAAACGACGGGCGCAGGAAAAGGCCCAUCGCCUGCACGAGAGGAAGCGCCGGCGCGAGCACAGGAGAGACGAGCAAGACAAGGGUCCUCUUGAUACGAUUCCGUCGUUUCUGUGA